Aspergillus aculeatinus CBS 121060 is the source of this 1575-nucleotide messenger RNA. Its product is annotated as MFS transporter. Gene Ontology annotation, biological process: transmembrane transport. NCBI's taxonomy places the organism in Eukaryota, Fungi, Ascomycota, Eurotiomycetes, Eurotiales, Aspergillaceae. The record is from RefSeq and is a predicted model, not a curated record. The coding region runs from base 1 to 1416 and encodes 471 amino acids. Gene Ontology annotation, molecular function: transmembrane transporter activity. The transcript has 6 exons.
AUGCGAGGCGACACUGAUGGUAAUCGUUCUUCUCGGGUGACCUCAUCACCCUUCACUGAACAAGGCCACCAAUGCCCUCAACCUAUAUCAGAGUGGCACAAGUGGGCCAUUGUAUGGAUUGUCUGUACAGGCAGUAUGUGUGUGACAUGCACCAGCUCGAUCUAUACCACAACAUACACGCAAAUGAACGCUGAGUUGACCACCACAAGCUUUAUAUCCACUCUGGGACUGUCGUCUUCUGUCCUAGGAAUUGCUCUAGGCCCGCUGCUCACAGGCCCCUUGAGCGAAGCCUACGGUCGGAGGCCCAUAUACCUGAUCUCCUGGUCAUUGUUCAUUGUCUGGAUGAUCCCAUCUGUUGUUACCAUACAUAUGGCAUUGAUCAUUGUAUCCCGCUUUGUCCAGGGUCUCGCCGGUGGUACCUUUUUGGCCGUUGCAGGGGGGACCGUAAGGGACCUAUUCUCGCCAAACGAGAUUCAGAAGCCGAUGGUCAUCGCGGCGUGGACAUACUACGUUGUCCUCAUUUGGUCAUUACUUCUGCUCAUCGCGAUAAUCGUUUCGGCGCCAGAAACGAACUCUUUGGUCAAACCUCGCAAUAAACGUGCAAAGCCAGACUCGAAUUUGGGAAAUAAACGGCCUACGGCACAGUUAGGGACAGCCCCGCGCUCGACUGGUCGGCUUCUUGUACAGUCCCUUGUUCGUCCAUUUCAACUGCUGUUCUUCGAACCAAUGUGUCUUUGCCUAGACGUAUAUUCGGCCAUCCUCCUGGGGAUUCUAUACCUGUUCUUCGGAGCGUUUCCGCUGGUCUUCCGGACCAUGCAUGCGAUGAAACUCUGGCAGAUCGGCCUUACGUUCCUCGGUAUCAUCACAGGGAUGCUGAUGGGAGCGGCCAGUAACCCACUCUGGAUCAAGAUCCGUGAGCGUCUGAUACAACGUCAUCACGAGGGCGGAAGCAGUGAGCCAGAGUAUAGGCUGCCCCCAGCAAUUCUAGGGGGUAUCCUGAUCCCCGCUGGCCUCUUCUGGUUUGGCUGGACAAUCUACCCCAGUGUUCACUGGAUACUCCCUAUCAUGGGGUCCGCCGUCUUCGGUUGUGGCGUGGUAUUCGCAUUCAUCGGCAUUUUCAAAUUUCUGGUAGACGCGUAUCCCCAAUAUGCGGCCUCCGCACUUGCAGCCAAUGGUUUUGCAAGAUGCUCGUUUGCAGCUGCCUUCCCGUUGUUUGGAGUGCAAAUGUAUGAGAAGCUUGGGUAUCAGUGGGCCACCAGUCCUCUCGCAUUCCUCACGGUCCUCAUGAUGCCGUUGCCGUGGCUGUUUUUCAAGCAUGGGGAAAUGCUAAGGAAGAACAGCCGGUUCGCCACCGUAAAGGAAGAAAGGCAGAGGAUCGUGGUUCUUGAAACGGAUGGGAAGCAAGGGCUAGCUUGAGGCAUUUGGAGGGCUAAGCACUGAAUGGAGUUCAUGUGAGGGAUUUUUUUCUUUAGCGUCUAUGACUCGAGGCCGUGUUGUUGGCAGCAAGAUCCCCCCCCUCUCGAAUCGGAAUUGUACUAUUCCUCGGUGUCAGGCAAACCCCCAGGAAAGAACGGU